Messenger RNA from Manis pentadactyla (Chinese pangolin), 9917 nucleotides. RefSeq names its product solute carrier family 4 member 1 adaptor protein (gene SLC4A1AP). NCBI's taxonomy places the organism in Eukaryota, Metazoa, Chordata, Mammalia, Pholidota, Manidae. Bases 148 to 2361 code for a protein of 737 amino acids. The record is from RefSeq and is a predicted model, not a curated record. Gene Ontology annotation, molecular function: protein binding; mRNA binding. The transcript has 18 exons.
ACAACGCUCUGGGUGUGAAGGAGCAAUUCCACCACUGCUGCCCAGAGGAAGCUGCUGGGAGUGGGGAGAGAGAGAGGCGUGGAGAGGAACGUAGAGACCGAGGGGGAGGUUUCCCAGGACCAGAUAUCCAGACUGCACCGACUGAGGAUGGCUGACAGUUCAUCUCAGUCGGAGCCCCUGUCUUCUCAAGAACUCAAUGACUUCAAGAAGCCAACCCUGCAGGUCCCCCCAGUGGUGCGGGGCAAGGCCCCGGCCACCAAUCCUUCAAACCCUGAGGAGGUGAAGAAAGAAAAGCUGCUGGCACUGCUGGACCCCGACUCCAGGGAGCCUGACGUCCCGCCGGCCCGGCCGGACAGCGGGGAGAUCAGGAGUCCACCGGAGGAGCAGCCGCGGCCCCAAACAGCGGCUCCUUCCCCUGGAGGCGCGGCCUGGGCUCCCCCUUACCAAGAGCCGCCGUGGGGCGGCCCCGCUACUGCCCCCUACAGCCUAGAGACUCUGAAGGGCGGCACCGUCCUCGGCACCCGUAGCUUAGAAGGGACGAGUUACUGCCUUUUCGGGAGGCUGUCCGGUUGCGACGUGUGCCUGGAGCACCCUUCGGUGUCUCGGUUCCACGCAGUGCUGCAGCACAGGGCGUCCGGCGCCGAUGGAGAAUGCGAUGGCCGUGGGCCGGGCUUCUACCUCUACGAUCUAGGAAGCACCCACGGCACUUUUCUUAACAAAACCCGCAUCCCACCCCGCACUUACUGUCGAGUCCACGUCGGGCACGUACUUCGCUUUGGAGGCAGCACCCGGCUCUUUCUUCUUCAGGGACCAGAGGAAGACCGAGAGGCGGAAUCCGAGUUGACAGUAACGCAGUUGAAGGAAUUGCGCAAGCAGCAACAAAUGAUGUUGGAGAAGAAGAUGAUAGGAGAAGACUCAGAUGAAGAAGAGGAAAUGGAUCCCGCUGAAAGAAAGGGAAAUACUAGUAGCCAAGAUGAAGAAGUGGGCUGCACCUGGGGAAUGGGAGAAGAUGCUGUAGAGGAUGAAGCUGAAGAGAACCCCAUUGUCUUAGAGUUCCAGCAGGAAAGGGAGGCCUUUUAUAUAAAAGAUCCAAAGAAGGCUCUCCAAGGUUUUUUUGACCGAGAAGGAGAAGAAUUAGAAUAUGAAUUUGAUGAACAGGGACAUAGCACUUGGCUUUGCAGGGUGAGAUUGCCUGUGGAUGAUUCAACUGGAAAACAACUGGUGGCUGAAGCCAUUCACUCUGGAAAGAAAAAAGAAGCGAUGAUCCAAUGCUCACUGGAAGCUUGUCGAAUCCUUGAUACUUUGGGAUUGUUGCGGCAGGAGGCAGUAUCUCGGAAAAGGAAAGCCAAGAACUGGGAAGAUGAAGACUUUUAUGAUAGUGAUGAUGACACGUUUCUUGAUCGGACUGGCUUGGUUGAAAAGAAGCGUCUGAACCGCAUGAAGAAGGCUGGGAAGAUUGAUGAGAAACCAGAGACCUUUGAAUCACUGGUUGCAAAAUUAAAUGAUGCUGAAAGGGAACUCACUGAAAUUUCUGAGAGACUGAAAGCCUCAAGCAAAGCUCUCUCAGAGUCGCCAUCUCAGGACUCUUUAGAUGCGUUCAUGUCAGAAAUUAAAUCAGGCAGUACAUUAGAUGGCGUGUCUCGGAAGAAACUUCACCUGAGAACUUUUGAACUGAGAAAAGAACAACAGAGACUUAAAGGGUUGAUAAAAAUUGUAAAGCCAGCAGAGAUUCCAGAACUGAAAAAGACUGAAAGUCAGGCUACAGAUGCAGAAAACAAAGCUAAAAAGCUUACAUUGCCUCUCUUUGGUGCCAUGAAAGGAGGAAGCAAAUUCAAAUUAAAAACUGGAACAGUAGGGAAGUUACCUCCCAAGCGUCCAGAACUCCCUCCAACUCUAAUGAGAAUGAAGGAAGAGCCUGAAGUAGAAGAGGAGGAGGAAGAGGAAGAGGAAGAAGAGAAAGCAAAGGAGGAACAUGAAAAGGAAAAACUGGAGGCCGGGAGCAGUAGGCUGCAGCAGGAGACAGGGCCAGAAGCAGCGCCGGAAAUGAGUCUUCUCACAGAUCUCUCAUGUCCUAAAGAAGCAAAAAACCAUGAAAACAUAUCUCAACUCAGCCUAGUAGAGCAGAAUAAAGAUUAUCAAGAGGUUAACGAGACAACCGCAUCAUGUGAGGAACCCUCAGAGAAUGAACAGGAGAAAAGCAGAGAUGAACUGAAGAAAAAGAAAGCUCUUGGUCCAGGCAGACUUCCGCCAAUACUUUCCUCCAAAUAUCCAGACGAUGACCCAGACUACUGUGUGUGGGUGCCUCCUGAAGGCCAAAGUGGAGAUGGCAGGACCCAUCUUAAUGACAAAUAUGGCUAUUGAUUUCUUCAGAAUCCUAAAGGAAGACCUUGUGGACCAUGUGACAUGGGAUAUCUAGGACAAUAUACCAAGUUGAAUGUCCAGAGGAGUUCAGAUGAUCAUUUGUAAAAUCUGGUGACUGCCUUUUCUUCUAUGCCCUUGGCUUCCUAAAUUUAUCUACCCAUCUGAUUCUCUUGAAUUUGGUAUUUAUGUUUAAAAGUGUUUGUGUAUGUGUGUAAAAAAGUAACCAUAUAUUUUGAGAACUGGUAAAGUUAGAGACAUGACUCUAUUAAAAUGAGAAGGUGAAAAUGUCUCAUGUUUAUUUAAGGCCACAAUGUUUUUCAUUAAGCUUUGGGGUCUAUGCUUUUCCUGAGCAAUAGGGUACUUCUGGGAGUUAGUCUGUAGUGUUCACUGAUGUUGCCUCCUAGAUAAGUGUUGAAAUAUGAGAUCAUGUCAUGGCUGUGACCCUUGUUGUCCCUGUCAUUCUUGGGACUAAAAAUAGAUACACAGAGGGGGCUUCCUAUUCCCUCCCACUAUAAUGCUCCUGUCAGGUUUGAGAACAGACCCUUACUUACCAGCACACAAUUCGGGACUGCAGCACACCUCGUGCACUCAGGCACUAUUCCUGAUAAAAACUCAGCUCUCCGAAGAUCUGACCAGUCGGAUUGGUCACUCUUCCUCUUGUGGAAAGGUGCAAAUGAGGUCAUAAAAUGAAAGGCUGGGACUUCUCUGUGGGACUCCUCACCUGUAUGGGGAGGGGAAUUAAAGUUCCUUUCUCUCUGCAAACAUGAAGAAAUGCAAGAAGGUAUCUUACUGCACACCUCCCCACCCCCCAGUUAUUAAUACCUCACUUCCACAAGAAAGGAAAGCCUAAGAGGGGAGGCAGGGGAGAGAGCUUGUGGAUCUGCUGGAGGUAAGGAUCAGCAAAAAGGCUGAUGAGGAUGAUGCGUCCCUAGUAUGGAUUAUACUGUAUAUGCGAGGCACGCCAGAAGUGGUCACGAGAAACUCCAGUUUCCCUGACAGAUGUGGGAAGUCUGGUCUGCUGAAAGUGAUAAGUCUUCAUUUCAUGAGACAAAAAAACCUGUUAGCAUUAUGAGAAACUGUUAUUUUGGACUUCAUUUAGACCAACAGAGAAGAACCUGAUGAUGAUGUAAGAAGUGACAGGAAUAUGGGGGCAGAAUGGCUGUGCCAUCUUGGACUAUAACAGUAGACAAAGCUCUGAGCCAGGUCAGUGGUCUUCAAACUGAAACUUUAUUCAAACAGAAUUGUAUAUGGGAUCCUAAUACUUGAAAAGGUAAAAAUAUACCUGCUGUGGUUGAAGUGAGAACACGGAGAUUGGAUCUACACACACACACACACACCCACAUGCACACAUCCUCUCCUCACUACUUUCAGUGACCCCAAGGAAUUCUAAGGGCUCCACAGAGCAUAGUUGGCUUUAGGAAGGCAGAUUGCUAAAUGUUCUGGGGAUGGCAGAUAUGGUCCCAUGUCUAGAGACCCUGAAAUAGGACUCCAUAUGCCAAAAUAAAAUAUAAAUUUGUAGCUUGUAUAAUUAACAUCAGUGGUCCAUGGGCUUGAUUCAAGAGACUUGCACAUGAGUCUUAGCUCCCCUUUACUAAAUAAGAGAGUUGGGGGAUAUGACUUAAAUUCUCUGAACAUCAGUUCUGUCAUGUGUGAAGCAGAGAUUGAUUUUUUCUAAGGAUCAAAUGAGAUAAUGUAGAUGGAUGUGCUUUACAGGGCUUUGUAGAUACUAGUAGUUGUCUUUCAUUACAAGAAGGAGACAUGUCCUGGCAUCUGGGCCAACUCCUCAUCUGUGAGAGAGGAGAUUGGGUCAGACAAGUGAUUCGCAACUGUGGCUGCAUAUUAGGAUCAUCUAGGGAAAAUACUUAGGUUUUUAAUUCCAAAGUUGGGAUCCCACCUCAUCAGUUUAAUAAGAAUCCCUGAGAUGAUCCCUUUUAAAAGCACUCCAGGUGAUUUAAUGUGUAGCCUGUCAUGGGGAACCUCUAGAGCAUGGUUGACAAAACUUUUCUGUUAACGGCUAGGUAUUUUGGGCUUUGCAAGCCAUACAAUCUGUGCCACACUACUCAGCUCUGCUGCAGGGGUGCAAAUGGCAUAGACAAUACAUGAAUGAGUGUGGCUGUGUGCCAACAAAUAUUUAUUUACAAAAGUAGGUGGCAGGUCAGAUUUGGCCUGUGGGCUAUAGUUGGCCAAAGCCUGCUCUAGGUAAUUUUCAUCUUCAAGGUAUCAUCUGGGUCAAGAUGUUCUGUAUAAGAUAUGUUUAGGAAGUAAUGCGUGUCCCAGUUCAUGGAUAUUUGGAAAGUUUCUAUUCAAAAGGCUAAUUAUCCCCCCCUGAACUAUAUAUGGGUUACAGUUUUAUGAUUAUCCAAUCAAAGUAAUCCCAUCUCCUUUUCACAGAAACAAAAAUAAGGUUAUUAGUCAUUACAAAAUACUGUUACAGCAGGAACACAGUAGGUUAAUUAAAAGCAAGGUAUUCUUAGUCAGCUGUCCUGGCCACCUCCCAAGUUCUGUAUCAUAUCAUAUCUGCCUCCAUGUUUAAAGGGCAAGGGGAAGCCUGUGGAACAUUAGCAAUGGUGAAAUGAUCGGAUUUGGAUUUUUAGAAAAACACUCCAGCUACAAUGUGGAGGGGGGAUGGAAGAGGGCAAGAGAAUGCUGGGAGGCCAGUAUGGAGUCUGCUCUAUGGCAUGCUGUAUUAAGUGGAGAUCAAGAUGCAAAGAGGUAAAUGGGCCCUAGCAAUAUUUUAAAAAGUAGAAUGGCUGUGACUGAGUGACUGAAUGUCUGGGAGUGAAGGGGAAGGAAGGGUGGAGGGUGAUUCCUAGUUUGCUGGCUUGUACAUCUGAAUGGGGGCUGGCGUCUUUCACUGAGAUGAGGGGAUGCUGGAGGAGGAUGGGGUGGAGGUGGAGGAAUUAUAAAUUCAAUUUUGGACAAGUCAAGCUUGAUGUCCCUUUGAGACAUCUAAUAAAGAUGUCAAGAAAGCAGUUGGAUACAGAGGUCUGGAUCUCAGGAGAGAGGGCUAGGAGAACAGUUGCCAUCUUCCACCAGGUGAACCCAAGUCAGGGGGCACCAGCAGGUGGGGUUAAAGACCAGGUGACAGGCAGGAAUUUUGCAGGCAGACCUGUCUUGGACAGCUGAUCUCUCUAUCUUUGGUAAUGGAACAAGGUUUUUCUUGGUUAUGGGUACUCAUUUAUUGGUUGCCAGUGGGGGGUGGGGGUGUAAAGUAAGUGCCACAGUGAGCAGCAUUCUGGAGAGAAAGUGGAGUAUGUAUUUAACAUCAAAACAAGUCUCUUUGUCCACUUUGGGUCAUGUCUAAGGAUUUUGCACAGUUCCUGAUAACAUUCAAAUGCUUAUUGAGUGCCUGCUAUAAAUAUUUUCCCUGGAAUUGUCCCAACUUAGGGUAGGAGGUACAAAGCCCCACUGCCUCCUUGUAGCCCAAGACUUUACCCCUUACUACUUGGAACUGGAUGGAGUUAGCUCUUUUGGGAAGUGACACAAUUCUCAACAAAUUUUGAAGCAAAUUUUUGUUAGGUGCAGCCUGGGGAUCUAUUGCUUUACCACUGAAAUGCUGCCACCUCCCGGAUAGGGUGUAACAAGUAGCCAGCAGCUGUGGAAGGCUUCCUGAGAGUGGGAGCCAGAGGGAAGCCUGCCAGCCCUGUGGCAAUCAAAAGCAGGAAUCCAAGCCCCUGGAGGGGGCUGAGUUCCCAGAGAGGGUUUAGUUCAUUUCUGUUUGGACAAAUCCAGGUUUGAUGGCCUGCUGGGAAAUGGUAUAAAACUCUCACUGACCUUUUGGGGGUGAGUCAUGGCAUCAAACUAGUAUGGUCUUUUCUUGUGACAGGCCACUCUUUGAUCCUGAGAUUCCUCACUUGAUGUGGCCAUUGAGGACAAUGUUCAAGAUUUCUUCUUUGGUCUCUGAGCAGACUUUGUUCUGCUUUGGUUUUAGAGGUUUGGCACAGCUGUGGUGUAGGGUGGGACUAUGAUUGCCAUUCCAUGGGAGGUCUCCUCCCUCCACAGGCCUGGUAUUGAUGAGGCAGGUCAGAGGGCUCAGCACAUGAGGGAACAGGGGCUCCCACCAAUGGCAGUUCACUUGGCCAUAACUCAUGACUCCAUAGAUCUCCCUUCUGCUUGUCUCUGCCUCAUUAAACUCUCCUUCACUUAUCUGAGUUAUCCUAAAAGGCACCCUGAGUAGAAGUCUUUCCUCUGAAAUCUUAAAAUGUUCUCCAUUAUCCAAAGGGUAAGGUUGAAAUCCAUCUGAAGCUUCCAAAUCCCUUAUCACAGGUCCCUGUACUCUUUGAUCCUCAUAACACUCCCUGUAUGCCCUUGUUCCUUCUUUUCUCACCACCUGAUACUCUAGUAAUAAUAGAUAACUUGCCCCAAACACACCAUUUGCUUUUAUUCCUGUAUUUUCUAUCAAGACUUGCUGUCCACAGCCUUGAACCUCAGACCUCUAUCAUCUAUUCAAGAGAGAAAAUACAGACAAUCCCUGACAGUAUUGUUGUAGGGAUUGAAUAACUGAGAGGUCUGUAAAAUCCCUAGCCAUGCUUAAUACAUAACCAAUUACCCCAAAAUGUAGUUCUGUUAGUAUCAUUGUGGUUUCCCUUGUUUAUGCCUGCUGAGUAAGGUUCUGCUCAUUUUUAAAAAGUACAUCAUGAAUCUUACUACCUUCGGAAAACCCUGAUCCCUAUGGUUGUCAAGCCCUUGUAGCACUUUAUUUUUACUUCUUUGAUAGCCCUUACGCCAGUGGCCUGAUGUCUGUUAAUUACAUGUGUACUUGGGUUAUUUAUGCUUGUAAGCUUUUUGAGUUCUUGAAGACAGGAAUUAUAUGUCUUAUUUUGUGCCCUACCCUCACUCUGUAGCACCUAAGAGUUCACAAAAUAGGUGUUCAGUUAACUGUUGCUUUAAAUAGGUGGGGCUUGGAGGGUAGGUUCUAGUCCUGGCCCUUCCUUUCCUUGGGUCUUGUAGGCAGAGAGGGUAUGCUUCAGGGCUGUCUUCAUUUCCAGGACCUUGCUCUAAACAAGCUGGAUAAGAACUGACUGUUUUAGUAGGGUUAGUGCAGACAGAGGCCUGGAUUCCUGUCCUACUUGGGGCAAAACCAGGAAGAACUACCUCUUCCCGUCAAGGAGCUUGAGAUUCCCACAGCUGGAUUUAAUUUGGACUUCUAAGUCUUCUGCUGGCCCUGGAAAAUCUUGAUCUUGAGGGUUGGCUCUGGUUUCCUUAGGCUUGCACGCACACGCCUUCUAAAGUCAAGGCCACUGGGGCAGGGAGGAACCACGAGAGGGCAGUAAAGAUCCGUUACUAAGCAGUCAAUUUGACUAUGGGGCUGAAAGCUGCAAGACGUGUUUCAAAGUGAAGAAAGAUUAAGAAUCAGAGAAGAAAAGCUGGAUUCUGGAAGAGUUAGGGGCAGCAAGCUGGUUCGAGUCACCAAUAUCUUCCUGGACCCGAGACCUGGAAGCAGCAAGUUAGGGACACUGGUCAGGCCCAAAUGGUGCUCCGCAAAUCUCUUUGCAACCUGUUGUUUCCGGUGCUUAGUUUCGUUUGAGAAAGUUAUUGUCCAUUGAUGAUGCAGAUAACCCAUGGAGGAGUUUGUAGCACCACCUGUUUAGUAUUUACAUGCCAUAUUACAGCUUUAUAGUUUUCUAUGGAGGAUUUUUUUCACACCAAUUUUCCCCCAUCUUUAUUGAGAUAUAACUGGCAAAUAAACAUAAUAUAUAAUUAAGGGGCACAAAAACUUGACAUUUUGGUAUACCACACCCGUUUUUAAAAUCUGAAGUCACGGGGAUGAAAUGCAAAGCAUGGGGAAUAUAGUCAAUAAUAUGGUAAUAACUGUAUGGUGAGAGAUGCUAACUGUACUUACUAUGGUGAGCAUUUAGUAAUAUAUGUAAUUGUCAAACACUAUGUUAUAUUCCUGAAACCAAUGUAAUACUGUAUAUCAACUAUACUUAAAUAAAAGCAUCUGAAUCUCCUAUCAGUCUUAAAAGGUUAAAAGAAGAGAUAUUAUCAUCUCUGUUUAAGGAAAUUGAGGCUCAGAAACAUGAAGUGACUUACUCAAAGGUAUGCCAAGUUCAUGGUGGAACCAAAUCUAGAGAUUCUCUGAUUAUAGAUCCUUUGUUUAUUCCUUUUUGUUUUCAGUUGUUGAUGUGUACAAGCUUUGUGAGUUUUUAAGAGCAAGGACUACAACUGAUUUAUCUUUAUGUCUCUGAAUGAUGUCCCCUUAAUCGUUAGGACUGUGACUGGAUAUGUUGUAUAAAAGCUUUGCCCCUUAGGAACUGGAUUCCAUAAUCUCUCUAUUUUCCUCCACGAUCAGUAAUUCUGUGAUUUUUGAGGCCCAGCCCUAAGUUACCCUGUUGGUUGGGCAUUUCCACAAGGGCAGCCACUUGGCUGCCAGCCUGUGAAGAUCCAUUCUUGUACUGCAGGGUGGGUGUAGCACAGUUGGACAGUUUCUCAAGAUGAGCACUAAUAACCCUGCUGUUAUAAGAGUUGACUUUCAAGGAUGAGGAUGAAAAUGUUUCAUUUUAACAGUUGCAUGUAUAAAUACAUACAUAUAUAUUAUUUAUAUACAUACACAUGUAUGUAUUGUUGCUUAGAAUGCGGUCAGUUUUUUGAGUGAGUUUAUUUAAAGUAAAACAUUAAAUAAAUGAUAGUAUGCUAUAGUAAGGAACAAAUCAAAAACAUGGAACUGAUGUACCAAUGACUGAAGUUCAGGGAACUGUGGUGAGGUGGGAAGAGUUGUAACCAGAGUUAUUAAACUAAUUUCAAGUCUGACUCUGUGACACUGAGGCCAUGUAACCCUGACUAAGUUGCCGAACUUAAAUGAGCCUCAGUUUUCUUAUCUGUAAAGUUAGAAAAGAAUUCCUGCCCUCCUAAACUCAAAUGAAAAUAAAUCAGAGCCUGCUGGAGCCUGGGAAACCUCUGUGCGAAUGUCCACUGCAAUUGUCCCAUUCCAUUCCUUGUUCACCAAGGUCUAACUAGGACGUUCUACUUACUGCUGCAGAGAAUGCCUCCCAGACAUUGGCUACCCAGGAUCCCAAGGAACAAGUCCAGUUCAGUUUGUUGUCCACAUCCACAGUUUGAGGAUGGGGAGGAAGGAGGGGCUGGAGAAGCCUGAAAUCAGUGCAGGAGCAAGUCCCAACACAUGUCACUGUUUGCUUUGUCAUCCUGAUUCAAUGACCUCAUGCAAGGAAGGGAGGGAGCAGGAGGAGCUGUUCUCUUCCAGAUACCUAAGGAGGCUUCUGACGUCUACUGUUUUCCUUGGCGUGAGAGGAGCAGGCGCUGUGCUGUGAGUUUUAAGGAUGACAGGGAAGACAGAAGGGAGGCAGGAGCAAGAGACAACAUCUAAUUUGCAGCCCAGGUACCAAGCGGUCCUGUGCUCUAGCUGAUCCUGCUGCUGCUGAGAAGGUGGCUACAAGGCUCUCUCCUGCUCGGACCAGGUGUCUGCAUGGUCAUUGCCAAGAGCAAGUCAAAAACCAUUCUGGUGAAAAUGCUGAGCCAAGCUGGGACAGGGUUCUGCUUCAACGCUAAGAGAAACCGACUACAGGAGAAACUGAUGCUGUUGCAUUUUGAUCCAAUUG